CUGCGUUCUAUGUCAUUUCAUUGUUUGUUGAGAUUCUCGUCAAAAAUAACCUUAGAAGUCGUAAAAUAAAUAAUAAAAUUCAUAUUAAAUGUUAAUUGAUAUUCUAAACGAUACAUUAAGUGGACAGUUACUGCUAUUAUGAUCUUACUUUGAACGUAGAAAAUAGCAUAGCCUAAAAAAUGUUUUCCAAUGGCCUAGCGUGUAAUCUCCCUUUCAGCUGUAUGAGCGUGAACAGGGACUCUGGUUCAGAUGAGCUGCUCCCCAGCAAAACGUCCAGAGAACCUGUGCUUCUGAAUGUAUAUGACAUGUACAAGAUAAAUGAAAUCACAACCAACAUAGGGCUGGGUGUAUAUCAUUCGGGUGUAGAAAUCUAUGGGAUAGAAUAUGCUUAUGGAGGUCACCAAUAUCCAUUUUCUGGAAUAUUCGAAAUAAAUCCAAGAGAUGAAACAGAUCUAGGUGAACAGUUCAAGUUCAGGCAAACAGUCCAAAUAGGAUAUACGGAUUUCACACAAAGUGAUGUGCUUAGAAUCGUACUUGAAUUAGGUAAAGAAUUUAGGGGAGAUAGAUAUCAUUUAAUGAACAACAACUGCAAUCAUUUCUCAGGAGCUUUAACAAAGAUUCUAUGCGGCCAAGACAUUCCAUCGUGGGUGAACCGCCUGGCGUACUUCAGCAGCUGGGUGCCUUUCUUAGAGCGCUGCCUGCCCAAAGAGUGGCUGAUGCCGAUGGCCCUCCAGCACUCGAUCAGCUGUCGCCGUGACAGCUCUUGUUCGGAGGCGUCCGGGUCGAUGGUGUAUCAGCAAGAGCGUGUCGGUAAAAGUGAUUUUUAUUAAAAUCCAGGACAUACGUUGUGUAUUAUUUUAUUAAUUCAACAUGCUAUCAAUAAAAAGGAUGUAUUGGCAGGUGGCUACAUGGUGUUACAUAAUGGAAAUCGAAGGAAAGAUUUAGCAUGUUUAAAUAUGAAAAACAGUUCAUUAAACGUGAGACGGGCACCGAAAAAAGUGAGCCUUUAAAAUUCGGUCUGUUUGAACAUGUAGUCACCACAAUUUUGCAUGGGGCUCCUCAAGGAUCUGUACCUGGACCAUUGUUAUCCUUGUUCUACAUCAAUGACAUAUGAAAUUGCCUCAGUAACAGUACUAUACUAUAACUAUCUAAAACUGUAAUGACUCAUCGAUGUUCAUGUGAACAUCACUUAAUUACCAGUAGUCGGCUGUUCAUAGGCGGGGUAUGAAUGUUUAACGUGGGUGAACUAGAUUUGUCACAUGCUUAAUAAAGAGUGGUUUGAAACAUAUUGUAAGUCAAAAAUUUGGGAAUUACCUUUAUUCAUCGUCGCUUCCACUUACAUCUGACAGUAAUAAACUGUCGCUAUCGCUUUCCUCGUUGAAAUUGACUAUAACUGGCUCUAUGAUGGUGUCGAUGUGGUGGUCAAGCUGCCACAUUCCUGUUUCUUCCUUCACAACAUGACGGAUAGCAUUCUGCAAAGCUUCGGGCGUUACUAGCUGUAUGGAAGACUCAAGUAAAACCUUAACGUCUGGUAAUUUGAAGGUUGUGUUAUGGAGCGCAAUAUAACCCUUCACUUGAACUCAGAUGAGCUCUAUUGGGUUCAGUUCACAGUGGUAGGGCGGUAACCGCAGCACAGUGACACCACAUUGACGGCCCAUCUCAUCAGUCACGUAACUAAUGUUCGCAGGUUUGUGCUGUUUAAUUUUUUCAUACAAUUCCGCUUUCACACAUGAAUCGUCAAACGGGAUUCCUUUUUCGCGUAACCUUUGCUGCAUGUCACUUUUUCGAGAUCCCAUAGUCGGUACACGUUCGGCUCGACGACUAUGGUAGGAAACAUUAUCCAUGACGAUCACAGAGUUGGGCUCAACUCGCUGAAGCACCCCUUGAAACCAGCUCUCGAAGCAGCUGGCAUUCAUUUCGUCAUGGUAAUCACCUCCUUUCUUAGAGACGAAAAUCAAGUCACACUCUUCUAAAAAGCCACUAUCGCUACCAAUAUGAGUUACGAUCAAUCUUUGACCUUUCCCUGACGGUCCACGAAGAUCUGUUGACAAACCUUCAAUGCUUGCUUGUCGGUUACUCACUACGUUUUUGUCUAUCCAGGUUUUUUUAACUGUGUGACCUGCAUUUACCCAUGUCUCGUCCAAAUAAUAGAUUUUUCUGCUUUGUCGCCUAUAUUCAAUCAUUUCCCGUAGGUAUUUUCGACGCCAGGCGACUAUUUCAGGUCUCUCUAUCAAUACUGACUUCCGAUUACGCGUUUCGUAACGAAAAUUAAUUUCGUGCAGGGAUUUCCUCAUUACCUUGACGCUCAUUUGGGGUAUAAUUUCAUUUUCCUUGAUUGCUGCAUGUACAGCCUUGAGGGUUGGUAUCUCAUUCCUAAAGAAGAAUGAAUGUACGGUUCACCUUAACGCCAUUUUGCUAUCGUCAUCCAAUUUAACGGCCUUUCGUCCCUUCAAAUUAAACUUUGGAUCAGUAGUAGCUCCAGUUUUCUUCUUUUCAUGCACCACCCUGCGAAUGGUCCACUCUGGAACGCCUGUCAUACUUUCACAACGCGCGAGUGCAUCUCCCUGCGACAUAGUUCUGUUCAGAUAAUUGAACACGUUGAGCACGAUUUCUUUCGCGUCCCUCUUCAGUGCUUUACGAAGCCGUCUACUUGUUCCCUGGCUUUCAGUACUUCCACUCGUGCCAUUUGUACUCUCCAUGGUUAAGUAUAACCAAAACAGUAACCACAGAAAGCACAACAAUAACAAUCACACAACAAUUCUUAUAAAAACUCACAAUAUGCGAUCGCUCAACGAAACACGUUCCAAUGCGUUGCCGACGCCUAUGAGUCUGCCGGUCGAGGCGCGUCUUUGAUUUCAUUGGUUCUACCGGCGGAGAACAAUCAGCCAUUAUUUCCAUCUCUGCCUGUGCUGUUGACCACCGCAAAGCCACAGAAACAACAUAUGUCGUACGCUAUACGGCUGUACUGGAAGGAAGCCGGGAUCGAGCUCUGUUCACGUGUUGAUCACGCGUAUGAGUCAUUACAGUUUUAAAUAGUUGUAGUAUAGUAGCAAACUUUUCCUGUAUCUCGAUGACACUAAUCUUCUUUCAACUAUCAGUAUUUAUACUUUUUUAUGUUUUACUUUAGCUGACUUAUGCAAACAUAUUUCUGUGUAAUAUCACCAAUAAAUCAUUAUUAUUAGUGGGUGUGAAAGAGAAAACGUGAUUUUUUGUGGCACGUUUAUUUGUUAUUGGAAUUUUUCGGAUUGAAAAGUAUUAUAUUGGCUAAUUAAACAGCGUUUUAUAUAGGAAAUUUUCUGUACUUUUUGAUGUACAUUAAAAGUAUCCCAACUUAGUGAAUGCGCAUUCCAUUUUAAAACUUCUAGAGCAUUUUAAACACACUUUAGGCUAUAUUUUGGAUGAAAAUGGUAUAAAUUACCCAAAUUAUCGCUUUGGGUUUUGCACCCUAUAUUUUUGCAAAUUCCAAUAUUUAAGAAAAUCGUAUAAAAAAUAUACUUUUGUUAUAGUAUUGUAGCAUUUCUGUGGGUUCUUUUGGGUGUGGAUUAAAACACUGGAUUCCACAACAGGAAUGCACUAACUAAUUUAACUUUGCUAAAACAUUUAUAUACACCACUAUUUAUGUCUGACUAAUUCUUAUGUCACCAUUGACGGCACUAUACUUCACUCCGCCCUGCUACUCUACCGUAUUCAAUACUCUCCUCCAUCUCCCGGCCGCCGAGUUAUAUAUAGUCCCAAUUGCCGCUUCGAAAAAGACCACAAAGCGACAUCUAUAAUGUUGGAGAUCACUUCGCGUCGAUCUAGAAGGCGAUCCACUGUCACUGUCCUUACAGACGCCGCCAGGCGGCUUAUGCGGUCGUGUAAAAGCAGAGAUCGGCCAUUAAGCUCCGGCGAGUAGGAGACUCGCCCGACAGAUGGCGCUAUUUGUCACAGUAUAUGUCAAAUGAUAUUAGAAUAGAAAAAUACUCAUACUGUAAAAAUCCGUACCUCCUUAAGUGAUGCUCAAACCAUUUCAAAACUUCUGAUGCAUUUUAAACACACCCAAGGCUGCAUUUUGGAGUAAAAACAUCGAAAAUAAAAAAGCGAAUUUUCCGAAAUUUUGGUUUGAAAUGUUUACUUCCUUUUUUUUUAAUUACAAAUUUGGUUUUUUCAUCAAGAAGUGCAGAAAAUUUCCUAUAUAAAACAAUGUUUCACUCUCACUUUUUUCCGGUGUCCGCUUCGCGUGAAGAUAAGGGUCCUAGCGCCCUCUAUGAGAUAGCAGAACCGACUCUUUCCAAAGUAAUUUCUAAAUCAGUUCUGAGACUGCCUCACAGAUGGCGAUAGGUUGGCUGUCAAAUACGUUGAACCGUUAUUUUUCUUUUGUUGUACAUACUUCAUCUUUCACAAGAUAACCUAUCCAGUGCAAAUGUCAAUUUUAAACAUGUCAUGAUUUUGCAGUUAAACUACUUGUGUUAAACAAGUCUGUAAUGUUGACGCACAUGUACAAGAACAUUGUGCAACAAGGGUAAACAUGUUUCUUAUUUUUGUUUACGUGAGCAUUCCAGAUUUAUAUUUUGAUAAUGGGGGAUGCUGAAGGGACAAUUUCGUCAGCAAGCUCACAGUGACACUAUUCUACUUUGAUACAUGGAGGUCAAUUGUUGAAUAUGAGGGAGUAAAAAAUUGAAAGAACGUGAGCGUGAUCCUCAUUUCUAGGAGGUAUGAGGUAUUCUUUAAUUUCGCUUGCCGUGUUAUUUUUAGAAAAAAGUUUUGCCGUAGCCCAUCAGCGUUAUAUUUAAAGACGAAGUUAACAUUUAAUGACAUGAAAGGAAAAUAUUUUUACGUACGCGACACUCAACGCGCGGACAGCUUUCUAACCUCGAAAUGCUGAUUUGAUAUGUAACAAACACGUUAUUUUGAUAUGUUCAUAGUAUCUGCUAUCUCCCUCACUUUAAUUCGGCGGUCAACUAGCACCAUUUGGUGAACUUUGGCGAUGUUUCGCUACUCGAUUUUGACCAUUUUCACAAAAACGCAUCGACUCACUCAAAUGACUGGCGCAUAACAACUGCGCGUAAAAAGUGACUGAAACUUUGGUGAGUAACUGUGAACAGAUGAACAACGAAAUCCACUAGCUUUUAUCUACGAGUGGUGCUGCUAUCUUCACGUUGAGGUCGGAAUCUAUUCAGACCACACUCGUACAUAUUUAUUUAAUGUCACAACAGAGUAACAGACAUCAAAAGCUGUCGAGAAAGGCAAAGAACGCCUUCUAAUGUUUCUAGUCCCUUGUUUUCGAUCAUCGCCCUCAUUAUAACAUUUUUUAUUAAUUCUAGAAUAAGCAGCAGAUUUACUAAAAAUUUUACUUUUCAUAUCUUGAGUAUUUCCUACAGUGACGAGUAGAUGAUAAAUGUAUGUUAAAACUUCGUAGAUCUAGGGAUAUCUAUAAUUUGAUAGAAGCAGUACAUUAGUAGGUUCCAUAGUACACGUUCGUUUUACAAACUGUAAACGUUUAUUUGAGAAAUGUAUUCAUUAUCUGAUAAAACGGCCUACGUUCGUUUGUUUAGAUUAAGUAUUUUUAACCAAAGAUGAAAGACUGUUUCUCGUUUGAGACCUUUUGAGGUCUUACCAAUUUUAUUCCUAGGUACUAUUCUCACCAAAAACAAUUCGACGGCGACGCGAUCAAAUUUACUCAGAAAUGCUUUUAAAAAUAAUUUUCAAUGUCUGCCAAAAUAUUUAGUGGAAAUUCCUUUGGCACGCCUUUGGUGGAAAUUGGAAGAAAAUGUGGUACAUUAAAAAUUCCUCUUGACGCAUAGUGCCAAAUUACAUUAAAAUAUAUUUAAUGAUUAUUACAGGUAUUAAUAAUGAUUUGUUUAUUAAAACAGCACCCCAUAAAGUAAUAAGUUUAGGACAUACGUUCGUUUAAAGUUUCCUCAACAUGGACUCAAAAAUUCCCCAGUAAAUAUUGACGUUCAGUUAGGAAACACUAUUUUAAAUUAAACGGAACUGCAUUAACUGGUGUCAACUUGUCGAGGUGCCGUCUUUUUGGUGUGAACAGUUCCUUACAUACGUUUUAUGUCUGGUAUUAAUCAACAAAACAUCUGAAAGAUUUAAAACUUACAUAGGAUUUUGUGAAAUGUAUUUCUCUAGGAGGAAAGUGAUUAAGGCCUUCUUAUCUUACUACUUUCCUCAGCAAGCAGGUUAUUGACUAUAUUUUUUUUGCCUAACAUGAAAUAUGUUUUCCAUAGCCAAAAUCAGUCCAUUUUUUUUUUCUAUGAAAGUGAUAAAGGAAUCUUAAUGUUGCUUGAGAUGGGUCCUCAUAUCUAAAAGAAUCUUAAUGUUGCUUGAAAUGGGUCCUCAUAUCUAAAAAGGCAGCCUUCUUCUUGCAGGAAGAUAUUUGAACAUCUUUUAUUACACCAAAAAAUUGUUUCUGUUUAGCAUCGGACGUAGAACGUAUGACUGAAAAUUGAGAUCGACGUUUCCUUUACAUAUAAAUCAGUACAAAAUGUUCAGCGUAAGGUACUACAAUUUCAUUGUUGUUACAAAGGGCAUUUAAGAGUUUAAAAUGUUGUUGAUCUUUAGUAUCUACAUGUGGUAAGGCUCAAAUAUAAGAAGUUUAAGACCUUUUAUGAAACUCUCGUAAUUUUUGCACAUAUUUUUGAUCUGUGUUCUGUAUUGUAUACUAGGUAAAUGUGUGAUUGAGUUAGUCCAAGAUAAUUUUAUAUGCAUA
Acanthoscelides obtectus is the source of this 6697-nucleotide messenger RNA. The record is from the annotation of a GenBank genome assembly. NCBI's taxonomy places the organism in Eukaryota, Metazoa, Arthropoda, Insecta, Coleoptera, Chrysomelidae.